Cadophora gregata is the source of this 1891-nucleotide messenger RNA. RefSeq lists its product as uncharacterized. The transcript is spliced from 2 exons. NCBI's taxonomy places the organism in Eukaryota, Fungi, Ascomycota, Leotiomycetes, Helotiales, Ploettnerulaceae. The record is from RefSeq and is a predicted model, not a curated record. Bases 1049 to 1318 code for a protein of 89 amino acids.
UCGUCAUUCGUGCGCUUCGAUCCCCACUAAACCCCAUCCCACCCGAGACUCCGGGACUUGACAUAAGCCAAGACAAAGAGAGAACUACCGACGCCACAUCCAACACUCCACCUUCCUCAAGAGGGCCCAAAGACGUGGUCAAUGAUCCCACAGAAAGUCCCUUGUUCCUAGAAAAUACUCCUGCCGAGGUGUAUUUGAUUGGCUGCGAUUUGACCAAAUUCACGAUCUCGCUUGUCAAAGCCUUUAACAAGCGAGCCCCUUUUCUCGUUGGAUGUAACCGUGCUCACGAGGAACACAAGAACACGAGAAACCCAACCGCCCAAGCAGAAAAUCGUACCAGAUCUACAGAUUCUCUUCACCAAGAGCUGUGCUUCAAACAUUCUCACCCUCGUGUCCGCUGUUCAGAUCACCAUCUAACCAACCAAAAAGCACACAUCGCGGAUCUCCCGCAAUACGAAGCCUAAAAAUACGAAUAUCGUUUCCAUGCCUUAGCGGCGGGACAAUGCAUCAUAGCUGCUUCUUUUCCGAGUACGACUGGUGAUUGGAUCAGACAAACUCGUACUUCCCAGAACGGUGGAGUUCGCGUCCACAUGACGGGUCCUUACAUUCCCAUUCUUUCCUGUGGGGGACGCCAAGGCAGUGAAAAAAUCCUUGUUGCAGCUAAGAGUCCUAUGAUGCAACUGAAUUCCCGAGUGGCAGAUGCAGGAGCCAGGGAUACUAGCAAGGGAUCAAUCGUGUUGGAUCCAAUGGGAGGUUUGUUUUAGGUGUUUAGGGUGAGGUAACCUUAACGACUUUGCGUUCGUGUGGGGCAUGGUGUCGGGCCUGUUAUCUGUUUCGGGGAGGAGAUGCUCCGAUGCAUUGAACGAAAAGCCAUAUAAUACUUUCUAUAUAUCUUCAUCGUCAUUCCCUGGUUUUCAAAUCUUGUUUCUUGUUCAGAGCAUCUUCUUCUUUAAACUUCGAGCAGACACUGAAUCUUCCUGGUGAAUAUUCUUUUCAACAAAACACAAAUAUCUACACUUCACUUACACAAACUUCUCAUACCUCAGCAAUGGAUAGCAGACAAUUCCACCAAGCCUCCAUCUCAUCCUCCUACGCAAACUCCCCUCCUAGCCGUGCCCUCUACAUUUCACGCCCCAAAUCUCAUCCUCAACCCGAAAUCAACUUCGACUUCAUUGACAAGAUGGCACGCGCCAAAGCCGCGAUGCUCGCCAUGGAGCAGCAGAGCCGGCCAACAAGCUCAAGCUCAAGCGCAUCGAUCCCCGAGAUUGUGAUCACGCCAAGCCUGGAGCGUAUCGUUGAGAGCGAUGAUAAGAAGUGAAUACAUGGACUGGAUUUUGAGAGGAGAUAUGAAAUAUAUUGGCCCGUCGACGCCGAGUUGAGUGCGAAGAUGGCGAGAGCUAAAGAGGAGAUGUUGGAAAGGGAACAGCGGCUUAAGGCUACUGUGGGGACAACGAGGGUAGUUGAGGGGAUGAUGGUUGGUUCGAGUCCGAGGUCGAGCACGGAGACGGUUGGGCAAGAUCAUCAGCGAAGUCAACUUCGGCAAUGAGAGACGAACGGCCAAGCAGAGCGAAAUGAGGAAGAUACUUUUGGACCGUUGUUGGAAAACAACUCGACAAUUCCUCGUCACAAGACGGAACGAGUUCUCUUGUUGAUAUAUAUGUGGCAUGAAGCCAGGAGAAUUGUUGGAAGGAGAGCUGGAAAGCCAGUUGUGCCAUGUUGGAAUGUAUGCUUGCGUAUGGAUACAGAAGUUGCCAAGAGAAUGCAUGUCGGGAAUUGUUCAAUAUUCUGCAUCUUUGGGACUGUUUAGGUGCUUGGUCAAGACACAGGUUGUCUACUGAAAGGAAUUGAGAUACCAUAGAAGGCUAUAUAUACUAAUAACUAAUGUUUAAUA